GAACGCGCCGCGGCAGCCAUGUUGGACGUGGCCAGCACCGGGGCCGGCACCAGGGGGUAAUCAGCUGUCACGAUGCUGGGCUCCCUGGUGUUGAAGAGAACAGCGCCGGCGUCCAGGCUCCUUCUCCAGCUGCUGAGAUCGCCAUCACUCCGGAGCCAUGGAAGUGCCCCCGGCCGGCGUGUAGCCCCCGGGGACGGCGUGGAGGCGCCCUGGCCGAGGGCAGCCGUCGAGGGAUGCCAGCGGACACCUGCCGCCUUGCACCCCGCGGGGGUCCGGGGCGGGCGCGCCGAGACCCGCUACCUCGCGGCCGCCGCACGGAGACACCGUCCGAGCCCCGAAGAAACACUCCCCGGUCGGGACGGCUGGAACGGGGUCCCCAGCAGAGCCGGGCUGGGCAUGUGGGCCCUGGCCACUGCCCUCGUGGCUCACUGUUACAGCAAGAACCCGUCCAGCAAGGAUGCAGCCCUGGUGGAAGCUGCUCGUGCCAACAACGUCCAGGAGGUGGAAAGGCUGUUGUCAGAAGGCGCGAAUGUCAACGCGAGGCACAAACUUGGCUGGACGGCACUCAUGGUGGCAGCCAUCAGCCGAAAUGACAGCGUGGUGCAGGUCCUGCUGGCCGCUGGUGCUGACCCUAACCUUGGAGACGAUUUCAGCAGCGUGUACAAAACCGCCAAGGAGCAGGGGAUCCAUUCUUUGGAAGUGCUGGUCACCAGAGAGGACGACUUCAACAACCGGCUGAAUAACCGCGCCAGCUUCAAGGGCUGCACCGCCCUGCACUACGCCGUGCUUGCCGAUGACUACCGCACCGUCAAGGAGCUGCUGGAGGGAGGAGCCAACCCCGUGCAGAGGAAUGAAAUGGGACACACACCUUUGGAUUAUGCCCGCGAGGGGGAGGUGAUGAAGCUGCUAAGGUCGUCAGAAGUCAAGUACCUGGAGAAGCAGCGAAAGCGAGAGGCCGAGGAGAGGCGCCGUUUCCCCCUGGAGCAGCGGCUGAAGGAACACAUCAUCGGCCAAGAGAGCGCCAUCGCCUCGGUGGGGGCUGCGAUCCGGAGGAAGGAGAAUGGCUGGUAUGACGAAGAACACCCUCUGGUCUUCCUCUUCUUGGGAUCAUCGGGAAUAGGGAAAACGGAGCUGGCCAAGCAGACAGCCAAAUACAUGCACAAAGACGCCAAAAAGGGCUUCAUCCGGCUCGACAUGUCCGAGUUCCAGGAACGACACGAGGUGGCCAAGUUUAUUGGGUCCCCGCCAGGCUACAUCGGCCACGAGGAGGGCGGUCAGCUGACCAAGAAGCUAAAGCAGUGCCCCAAUGCCGUGGUGCUCUUCGACGAGGUAGACAAGGCCCAUCCAGAUGUGCUCACCAUCAUGCUGCAGCUGUUUGACGAGGGCCGACUGACGGACGGGAAAGGGAAGACCAUCGACUGCAAGGAUGCCAUCUUCAUCAUGACCUCCAACGUGGCAAGCGAUGAGAUCGCGCAGCACGCCCUGCAGCUGAGGCAGGAAGCUCUGGAGAUGAGCCACAACCGCAUCGCAGAGAACCUUGGGGAUGUGCAGAUCAGUGACAAGAUUACCAUCUCAAAGAACUUCAAGGAAAAUGUGAUUCGCCCCAUCCUGAAGGCUCACUUCCGGAGGGACGAGUUUCUCGGCAGAAUCAAUGAGAUCGUCUACUUCCUCCCCUUCUGCCACUCGGAGCUCAUCCAGCUCGUCAACAAGGAACUGAACUUCUGGGCCAAGAGGGCCAAGCAAAGGCACAACAUCACUCUGCUCUGGGACCGGGAGGUGGCAGACGUGCUGGUCGACGGCUACAACGUGCACUACGGCGCCCGCUCCAUCAAGCACGAGGUGGAGCGCCGCGUGGUAAACCAGCUGGCCGCGGCCUACGAGCAGGACCUGCUGCCCGGGGGCUGCACGCUGCGCAUCACCGUGGAGGACUCGGACAAGCAGCUCCUCAAGAGCCCCGAGCACACCUCGCCCGAGGCCGAGAAGCGCCUCCCGAAGCUGCGGCUGGAGAUCGUCGACAAGGACAGCAAGACACACAAACUGGACAUCCAGGCGCCACUCCACCCCGAGAAGGUGUGCUUCACGCUCUAGCACCGCCCUCCCCUCUGUGCCCUCGGCAGCCAAUAAAGGCCCCUCAGCUGAGGCGUGACAACUGACCUCCUUCCCUUCGGCCUCUGCUCCUUGGCCCGGGCAGAGGCAGCCGUUUAUCCCCACCCCAGCCCCUUUCUCGCGGGCCCCCCAACCUGCCAACAGGUCUCCGGGAGAGAUGCAGCCCCUCCAUCCUCUGAGGCAGGAGGAAAAACUGGGGCACCCUUAUUUCUCUUCUCCUGCAUGCUCCCCGGGCCCCCCAGUCUCUGGAAUAUUAUCCCGUCCCCAGGAAAGCCCUGAAGUAUAGCCGCUGAGACCAGAGCUGGCUGGAAGGAUGGGGACCCAGCCGUGACCUGCCACCAUCUGCUGUCCUCGGGCAAAAAAAAAGGUCUCCCCAGGGAGUAGAGGGAGAGGGCAGAGGCCCGGCACAGAGGUAACACACCAGCGGAGACCGCGAUUCUCCAACCUUGGGGCUCGGACAGUGCGAAGCACCCCUAGGCUGAUGGCCGUGGCCUUGCCCCACUCUGGGACUGGACAGGAAGUACCAGAACCAAGCAGUAGCUGCUCCGUGGAGGCCUCCUUUGGGAGCCUUAACUGCUGAUGUGGGGGCUCCCAAGGGGGCUCAUGGGGCCGGGCUCCACCCAGGUCGCCCUGAAGAGUGUCUCAGCCUUAUUUGGACGCGGUUCCAGCUCGCUGGCCCUCAGCAGCUUUGGGGACCGCGUGCAUGGGGGGUACCAAGAACAGGGUUGGCACCAUCCCCCAAGUGUGUUCCCUGGGCUACCCUCCACCCAGCUUGAACACCAUCCUCAGUAGCAGAUGAGCCCUUGUAGUAGCAUCCCCUGUCGCUCCCUUAACCCUCCCUGGUGCGCCAGCUUUGUCUCAGGAAGCAGAAAGCGGGGCCGGAAUCAGACUCCCUUGGGAUGUGGAGCAGAGUCACACCAAUAGGGCAGGGGUGAGGCCCACUGAGCCUGGGGGCCACCCCAGCGGUGCUCCACCUGUCACUGUCUUGUCCCUUCGGGAACUGUGGCUGCUGCUCCCUACCUCAGUGACUGCUAUAGUUUAUUUUUUUAAGAUUUUUAUUAACGUCCUGUUUUGAAAUCAUUUUGGGCUUAAGCGUCCCCACAUGCCCACCAGCUAGCUUCUCCUAAGAGAAGCUUCCAGACCUGCAGUGUGGCCUUUCAGUGUGAUCAUGCAGACACAGUGAUCAUUUCAGAUACUGUGACUAUUCAGACAGUGUGGUCAUUCAGACAUAGUGUGAUCAUUCAGAUGUUGAUACUAAUCUGGAGACGUUCAGAUUUUGUCCGUUUUCCACUUAGGUUUUGUUUUAUUUUAUUUUAUUUUUGGUUUUCUUUUGUUUUGUUUUGUUUUUUUUGUGGGGGAGGUCCAGGAUCCCACAUAUGGCAAUUCCUUUUGUCUCCUUUGACCUGUGCCAGUUCUUCCAUCUUUGUCUCUUGUAACAACGGCACUUUUGGAAAUGACUGGGCCGGUUCACUUUCCCCUGGCUCUGGCUUUUGAUCGAUUGUCCAACAUGUUGGAGAUCAGUUUUGCACAAGACAGCCACAAAAGGCACCAUCACAGCAGCAGGGGGGCGGGGGGCACAAUUGGGUCACUUUACUGAGUGGAUGUGUUCUACAUUUCUUCACUGUAAAACUACUGAUUCCCUUUGAAACUAUUAAUAAUCAUGCAAGGCAGCACUGUGCCCAUGUCUUCUUUCUCCUUGGAAUUGUGCCCUUUGAACUCAGCCUGGCUCCCAGGAAGUGAAUGUUGUAUUUGCCUGAUGACGAUGUUCUCCCCUCCUCCGCCGGUAUUUAUUAACUGGUAUUCUGCUGUAAGGAAGAGCUGUCUAUUUCCCCUCAUUUAUUUAUUCAAUAAUGAUUCAUAUCAGUCUAAACCA
Molecule: messenger RNA, 3979 nt
Organism: Sorex fumeus (smoky shrew)
Lineage: Eukaryota; Metazoa; Chordata; Mammalia; Eulipotyphla; Soricidae
Gene: CLPB
Product: ClpB family mitochondrial disaggregase
Exons: 16
Coding region: 73-2088 (671 amino acids)
Biological process (GO): cellular response to heat
Cellular component (GO): cytoplasm; mitochondrion
Molecular function (GO): protein binding; ATP hydrolysis activity; ATP binding
Source: RefSeq, a predicted model, not a curated record